Symbiodinium sp. CCMP2592 is the source of this 777-nucleotide messenger RNA. Lineage: Eukaryota; Dinophyceae; Suessiales; Symbiodiniaceae. The record is from the annotation of a GenBank genome assembly.
AUGGCAAUGUCGCUGCGUGGGUGUGGCUUGAGCGACAAGCCACUCGAGGCGGAGAUGUAUGAUCUGGAGACGUGUCUUGUUGCUGACAUGCGUGCUGGGCUGGACUAUGUCAGGCAAACGUGCGGCCAGCAGCCACUGCUGGUUGCCCACGGCGUGGGUGCGCUGAUUGGUUGGCGACUGUUGACCCUCACAGCAGAUGCUCCCGAAGUGGCUGGAUUCGUAUCCCUCUCGAUGCCCCCGCUGGAGGCCUGCGCACGAGGAUUACGUAGCCUGUCGCAGCUGUACAGCUGGCUCUACAUCCUAGCCUUCAGUAUGCCAAAGCUGCCAGAAGCCCUGCUCACCUUUCAGAAUGCCUUCCUUGGAGCGGUGCUGCUGAAUGACUUAGAGCGAGCACAGGUGAGACCUGAGCUCCUGCACCUUUCCCGCGCAAAUCUUCUGCAGCCUCGCGCUGCAAGAGGACAUCUGAACUACUACAGAAUGUUGGUGCGGAAGAUGAUGGACUCGGUUCUACAUGGCAGAGACACGUAUUGGAGCGAGGUCUUGCGUGGACAGUCCGAGCACAAGGAGGUCUUGGGCUCCCAUCACAAGCUCAAAUUGCCGGUGCUCAUCCUGAAAGGAUCUCAUGACCACAUCUGCAAAGAGGGUCUUUUCGCCGAUCUAUCCGACUAUUUACACAACUACCGUUUCGUCGUUAUAGAGCCGUGUUCUCACCGAGUGCAUUUAGAUGCAAUGGCGGAGGUGAACACCGAGAUCAGCCAAUGGCUGCAGUGUCUUUGA